AUGCAGAACUGGGGCCGGGUCUGCUGCGCUCUCGGCCAGAAAAGUCAUUUUAGCUGGGUCCAUGGCUUACAAGGUAUUUCCGUAGUGCCUUUAAGGACUUACGCUGAUCAAGUUGAUGCUGAUGUUACAGUCAUUGGAUCUGGUCCUGGGGGUUAUGUUGCUGCUAUAAAAGCUGCUCAACUUGGCUUUAAGACUGUUUGUGUGGAGAAAAAUGAAACAUUAGGUGGAACCUGUUUGAAUGUUGGCUGUAUACCUUCCAAGGCCUUACUGAACAAUUCACACCUAUAUCAUUUGGCCCAUGGCAAAGACUUUGCUAGUAGAGGAAUUGAAAUUACAGGGCUCCGACUGAAUUUAGAGAAGAUGAUGGAACAGAAGAGCGGUGCAGUGAAGGCUCUAACAGGUGGAAUUGCUCAUUUGUUUAAACAGAAUAAGGUGACACAUGUGUCCGGUCUUGGAAAAAUAACGGGGAAAAAUCAGGUCACGGCAACUAAAGACGACGGCAGCAAUCAGGUUGUUAAUACGAAGAAUAUUCUCAUUGCUACAGGCUCAGAAGUAACACCAUUCCCUGGAGUUACGAUUGAUGAGGACACCAUUGUAUCAUCUACUGGUGCAUUAUCUUUAAAACAAGUCCCUGAAAAAAUGGUGGUCAUUGGUGCGGGAGUCAUUGGUGUGGAAUUAGGCUCCGUGUGGCAACGUCUAGGUGCUGAUGUCACAGCUGUGGAGUUCCUUGGCCAUGUUGGUGGUUUGGGCAUUGACAUAGAGAUCUCUAAGAACUUCCAACGAAUUUUACAGAAACAGGGCCUUAAAUUUAAACUCAAUACUAAAGUUACUGGUGCAACCAAGAAACCAGAUGGAAAGAUAGAUGUUUCGAUUGAAGCUGCUGCUGGAGGCAAGGCGGAAGUGAUCACUUGUGACGUCCUCCUGGUGUGUAUUGGCCGGCGCCCUUUCACUAAGAGCCUUGGCCUGGAAGAUGUGGGUAUUGAAUUAGAUAACAGGGGUAGAAUCCCAAUCAACAACCGAUUUCAAACCAAAAUUCCCAACAUCUACGCUAUUGGUGAUGUGGUGGCUGGACCGAUGCUUGCUCACAAAGCUGAAGAUGAAGGGAUUCUGUGUGUUGAGGGAAUGGCUGGAGGUGCCGUUCACAUAGACUACAACUGCGUGCCCUCAGUAAUUUACACGCACCCUGAGGUUGCCUGGAUCGGCAAAUCAGAAGAACAGCUGAAAGAGGAGGGGACAGAAUACAAGGUUGGAAAAUUUCCAUUCGCUGCAAACAGUAGAGCCAAGACAAAUGCAGACACUGAUGGCUUGGUCAAGAUACUAAGUCACAAAUCCACAGACAGGAUGCUGGGAGCUCAUAUUCUAGGCGCGGGUGCUGGAGAAAUGGUGAAUGAAGCUGCCCUUGCAAUGGAAUAUGGAGCAUCGUGUGAAGAUGUCGCUAGAGUCUGCCACGCACAUCCGACUGUAUCUGAAGCAUUCAGAGAAGCCAACCUGGCAGCAUCGUUUGGCAAAGCGAUCAAUUUUUAAAGGGAAA
Messenger RNA from Euleptes europaea (tarantolino), 1531 nucleotides. RefSeq names its product dihydrolipoamide dehydrogenase (gene DLD). Bases 1 to 1524 code for a protein of 507 amino acids. The transcript is spliced from 14 exons. Gene Ontology annotation, cellular component: mitochondrion; oxoglutarate dehydrogenase complex. Lineage: Eukaryota; Metazoa; Chordata; Lepidosauria; Squamata; Sphaerodactylidae. The record is from RefSeq and is a predicted model, not a curated record. Gene Ontology annotation, molecular function: flavin adenine dinucleotide binding; dihydrolipoyl dehydrogenase (NADH) activity.